AUGAAUAUUAUUUUAAAGAUUUUUUCCAUUUUAUUUAUAAUUCAUGUGGUAAAGACCCAGAAUUCCAAUCAUUUUUGGGAAAAGGAUUUAGUCAUAAAGACAUUCCAAAAUGACGGCAUAAGGAACUACACUUAUUUGUAUGUAGACAUCUCCACUGGGUCACUUUUUGCUGGUGCUAGAAAUUAUUUAGUACGAUUAAGGUUAGAAGAUAUCAGUGACAAAAAUGGACUGAAAACUAAAAGGGUUCUGGCUUCUGAUGAAAAUAGAAAGCUGUGUUCUUUUAAUGGGAAAUCGUUUGAGUACUGUCAGAAUUACAUUAAGUAUAUCGUUCGUGUUGAUAACGCCACACUAUACUUUUGUGGAACUGGUGCCAAUACGCCUUCCGAGUAUAAAUGAAUGAAUACUUUUAUAUUUCAGAUACACGAUAAUGAUUUCAGCCUAUUAUCAUCUCAAAAAGCCAAAGCAUGUCCAGGGGACCCCAAGGAAAACACAACUGCAGUUUAUGUCACUAACGGUAACCCUGGAGAUGUACCCGCCCUCUACUCAGCAACCAUCCUAGACAACGGGAAGGCCACCAUAUCCCGACCACAACUUGUAAAAGAUGGUAACAAAGUGAUUGGAGAUAUGGAGACCGCAGACCCCAUCCGCUGGCUUAAUGAACCCCAGUUUGUGGCAUCUUUUGAUGUAGAUGAAGAUGUUUACUUUUUCUUCUGGGAAAUUGCUGUGGAAUACACAAAUUUCAUGAAAAAGAUGGUCUCUAGAGUUGCAAGAGUUUGUAAGAAAGACAUGGGUGGAAGUAGCUUACUUGUCAACAAAUGGACGACGUAUCAGAAAGCUCUAUUAUAUUGUUCCUUAUCCGGGUCUUCCCCAAUCUACUUCGACUUAAUCCAGGACGUACAGUUGGUGAACAAUACCUUCUACGGAUUAUUUAUCUCCUCUGUUAAUGGGUGGUCUGGUUCUGCCAUCUGUGCCUUUAUGGUUGAUUCGGUCAAAGACAGGUUUGCUGACCGGGUGUACAAGUACCAGGAGACGCCAAACUCCAUGUGGACCCCUCUCCCUUUCAGUAAAAUCCCCGCUAGAAGUGAGCCAGGAAAAUGUAUCAACAAUUCUAAGAGCCUGAAGGAUGUUGAGGAGAAUUUUAUGAUGGAGUAUCCCCUUAAGGAUGCUCCAGUACAACAACAGGGGAACAAACCCCUGGUCUUUAUGGAUGGCAUCCAGAUGCAAGUUCUUCAGGUGGAUACAAAACGAAGUCGUCUGGGAGGUUCCCUCAUUUUCUAUGCUGCCUCUAACACAGAAGUGUACAAGAUUCAUUCAUGGAAUAAUAGCCAAAAUCAGGCCAUAUCUUCAGUGUUUUCCCCAUUGCCAAAAUCAGAAAACAUCCGGGACAUGAAAUUCUAUAAUGAUGAGAUUUACAUAAGUACAGACUCCUUUGUUAAACAAUUUAAAGUCAUCAUUUGUGACCAGUACAAGAAAAUCGAUGCUUGUCUUGAUGACCCAUACUGCAGCUGGAAAGGCAUUUUCACUGGAACUUGUUCUGAAAAGGAAAAGAAUGUUCCUGGGCUCUCUCAUGAGGACAUUGAAGAACUUGAAGAGAAGUACAGUAAUGCUGAGAGCAAUAUUAUCAAAAGAACGGUGGAAGUUGGGCAAUCAGUAAUCUUACCACAUUAUUACCCCUUUACUUUGGAUUACAAGAAGGUAACUUGGUACAAGAUUACGAAUGGUAAAACAGCCCGCGUUGUGCUGGAUAACAAUAUAAUGAUGAGCAGUAACCAGGAUUUGAUUUUGUUUCGAGUGAAAGAAAACGAUGAAGGAAUCUAUGAAGCUUUCAUAGAUGAUAAGAAGUUAAAUACAGUAAACAUGGCAGGGCAUAGGAACUUCUACCCCAAAGUAGGAUUUCCUUUUGAUGGAGAGGUACAUUCUGGAGCUUCUUAUCGCCUUAGUCAGACUGGCGACCACGGAGAGAAGGAUGUCCCCCGGGAUCCGGACAGGCAUGGAGGUCACGGACACAUUGUGGAACGGGACAUCUCUACUGGAACCUAUAACGACAACAUACUGUAA
Saccostrea cuccullata (small rock oyster) is the source of this 2058-nucleotide messenger RNA. Its product is annotated as semaphorin-2A-like. Gene Ontology annotation, biological process: axon guidance; semaphorin-plexin signaling pathway; neural crest cell migration. The transcript has 17 exons. Lineage: Eukaryota; Metazoa; Mollusca; Bivalvia; Ostreida; Ostreidae. Gene Ontology annotation, molecular function: chemorepellent activity; semaphorin receptor binding. The record is from RefSeq and is a predicted model, not a curated record.